AUGACCUUCCUUGAGGACGAAGGUCUCCAGUUCUACCCGGAACACAAAAGCUGGAUUGAUGCCCUGCAGCACUGCCACAACAAGAACUCCGCCCUGGUUCAAAUCACCAACCAGACAGUGCAGGACGCAGUGAACUCUGUCCUACAAAAUAAGAGCGGCUUGGAUGGUGGAGUGUGGAUCGGCCUGGAGCGCUCCAUCUUUGGUGUAAACGUCCCCUGGCAGUGGGUUUCAGGGGAAAGAGUAAAGGAACAUCAUUGGAGCAGUAGCGCUUUUGUCGACCCCUUAAACAACCACUGUGGAAAGGUCAUCCAGGUGAAAGGGUCACAAGAAUUCAAGUGGCUGGACGAAGACUGCCAUAAAGAGCUGCCUUUCAUCUGCCAAGAUCCAUCAUGA
This is a messenger RNA of Epinephelus fuscoguttatus (brown-marbled grouper), 393 nucleotides long. RefSeq names its product lithostathine-1-beta-like. The transcript is spliced from 3 exons. Bases 1 to 393 code for a protein of 130 amino acids. The record is from RefSeq and is a predicted model, not a curated record. NCBI's taxonomy places the organism in Eukaryota, Metazoa, Chordata, Actinopteri, Perciformes, Serranidae.